AUGUAUCGAUUAUCAUUUUUUCCUAGCAACUUGAUAUCCAUACAUCCCAGUUCCUUCACCUCACAUAGAUCUUCGUCCCUGACCACUGUCCGAAACGGGUGGUUCCUUAACCUAUCCUCUGUGUCCAUUCCAAUAGACAUACAGUGCUUCCUACAACUAGGUGAGAACUUCGCUCUUCCACUAAACGAUAAACGCAAGAUUAUUUUCGAUUGCAUUAAGAGUGUGGAAACUGGUGUGCAUCGCAUGCCGAUCGAAAAUAGGAUCGCAAUCACCAACCACUCCAUUCCAAUUCUCAACGGCAUCAUUUCCUCUCCAAUCACAACAUCUCCAAUUGAUAAAUUAUUGCUAAGAAUGGAAUCGAAGACACGCGCCUUUUUGUCGGAGCAUAACAAUGUCCUUUUCACACAUGCAGAUAAGGGCAAUGUCACAGUCGCUUUAGACAGAGAGGUCUAUUUGGAAAAGAUGAUCACUCUGCUGAAUGACAAGAACACAUACUGUCUUAUCAAUAAAGAUCCCAUCAGGAAAAUCACGACAGCGAUAAGGUCCAUGCUCACCAGAUGGAAGACGAAGAAAUAUAUUAGCGAAACAAAAUAUAAGACGUUAUAUUGUAGUGACGGAUCACUUCCGAGAGCUUAUGGUGUGCCGAAAAUACAUAAACCUUGUUGCCCUUUGAGGGUCAUUGUCUCUUCGUUGGGCAGUCCGCUCUAUCCACUGGCGACAUUCUUACACAAUAUAUUAAUUAAAUCCAUUCCUAAAGCAAAGAGUCAUAUAAAAAAUAGUUUCGAACUUGUUGAGAAACUAAAAAGAUUACACACUACAGACCAAUAUAAAUUAAUCUCACUGGACGUAAAAUCUUUGUUCACGAAUGUUCCGGUGGAUAUAGCCAUAGACUGCAUCAAUGAACAUUGGACGUAUGUUGCCGGAGACUGUCCUCUACCUAGGGAGGAGUUUGUGGGGGCAAUAAGGUUCAUUCUUGAUUCUACAUUUUUUUCGUUUAACAACAAUUUUUAUAAACAGAGUUACGGCACUCCUAUGGGGUCCCCCUUAUCACCUGUAAUAGCGGACUUGACAGGCAGAAAAUUAAAGACAAGGAUUGCAGAACAUCGCAAUCACAUUAAACACAACACGUCGGCACGAUCGGUAAUAACGGAGCAUAGGAGACAACUCGACCACGAAUUUAAAUGGGAUGAGGUCGAAAUCUUAGAUGAAGAGCCCAGCUAUCGGAGACGUUUAGUUUCAGAGAUGAUUAACAUCAGGAAACAAAAGAAUGGUAUCAAUUUGCAGACGGAUACCGAUGGCCUCCACAAAGCGGUACAUAAGGACCCUUUACUGCGUGACAAGAAGUCGAAUGUUGUUUAUAAGAUCUCGUGUAAGAGUUGUGAUGUAAGUUAUGUGGGACAGAUGUGUAGACAGCUGAAGUCAAGAAUCACGGAGCAUAAGAAUCACAUCAGAUGGAACAUCUCUAUUCGUAAUGUCAUAACGAAGCAUCGGUUACAAAAAGGCUAUGAUUUCGAUUGGUACAACGUUAUAAUACUGGACGAGGAGUUUCACUACAAGAAGAGAUUGAUUUCGGAGAAGAUAUUCAGAAAACAAACGCGAAGACUCAAUUUGCAGACGGAUAUGGAGAGGCUUUCCAAGGCCUACCUACCGAUCAUAGACAAGCUAUAA
This is a messenger RNA of Trachymyrmex septentrionalis, 1668 nucleotides long. RefSeq lists its product as uncharacterized. The coding region runs from base 1 to 1668 and encodes 555 amino acids. The transcript is spliced from 4 exons. Lineage: Eukaryota; Metazoa; Arthropoda; Insecta; Hymenoptera; Formicidae. The record is from RefSeq and is a predicted model, not a curated record.